UUCCUGCUCUCGCAUCCUUCGCCUUCGGUUCCUAGGGCAGACACGUUCUCCCUACCAUGUCUUCUUUGCGCAAAUUUUUGCCUACCUUGAGGCGACGUGACAGUGCGGAAGAUGCGACGUCUACGAUUCCCGAGGAUCAAGUAGAUGUCAAGCGGGAAAAAUUUGUUGGAGAUAGCGACUCGGAGGACCUCUCAGCGGACCCCGCUACCGCGGGAGAUCCGGAAUUGAAUCCUGGUGGGCUCUCGCUUGCAGAAGAUGCGGCUGGCGGCAUGGGUCGCCAUCUAGGUGUCUUCGAUUGCACCCUACUCAUCGUCGGUCGGAUCAUUGGCACGGGUAUCUUCUCCACCCCUUCAUCUAUUCUGGGCUCGGUAGGGUCCGUCGGCGCGUCUCUCAUGUUAUGGGUCCUUGGCUUUGUCCUAUCCUUCUGCGGCCUCUUCAUCUGGCUCGAGUUCGGCACGAUGUUCCCGCGUUCCGGAGGAGAGAAGGUUUACCUCGAGGCGGUGUACAAGAAGCCGAGGUACCUUGUCACUGUCAUCUUUGCCGCCAACGCCAUCAUUCUUGGGUUCACUGCCGCCGGUUGCAUUGUCUUCGCCCAGAACAUUCUGAAAGCCGCAGGGCACACUGCGGACCGAUGGGUUACUCGUGGGAUUGCACUUGGAGUAAUCGGCUUCGUAACUAUACUCCAUGGUCUUACCCCAAGGCUCGGCGUGUGGGUGAUGAACGGCCUUAGCAUCUUCAAGAUAGUCAUUCUUGUUUUCGUCGUCGUCACUGGCUGGGCUGUCCUGGCUGGAAACACCCCAGUCAAGGACCCGCAUGCAAAUUUCCGGAAUGCGUUCGCGGGCAGCUCCCACAGCGGCAACGAUUACGCGACGGCUAUGUUCAAGGUGCUCAACGCAUACGCUGGAUGGUCGAAUGUAAACUACGUCUUGAACAACGUCAAGAACCCCGUUCGGACGCUCAAGAUCGCCGGACCGCUUGGUCUUGCUAUUUGUGCUAUCUUGUACCUUCUCGCCAACAUUGCCUACUUCGCGGCUGCCACGAAGGAGGAGAUUACGAAGUCCGGUACUACGGUCGCCAGUCUGUUCUUCCAUAACGUGUUCGGUGCGAAGGCUCAGAAGGCUCUUACUGUAUUUGUUGCCUUGAGUGCUCUUGGGAACGUGAUCACUGUUACGUUCGCGGCAGCUCGCGUCAACCAAGAGCUCGCCAAGGAGGGUAUCCCUCUUCCGUUUGGCAACAAGUUCUGGGCUUCGAAUUGGCCGACUGGGAAAUCGCCUCUCCCUGGGCUUGUCAUUCAUUUGAUCCCCUCUAUCAUCGUCAUCAUCGGGCCUCCACCAUCGGUAGCCUAUCCCUUCAUCCUUGACGUGGAGGGUUAUCCAGGACAGAUCAUCAACUUCUUCAUCGUCAUCGGCCUCUUCUGGCUCCGAUACACCAAGCCCAACGUACCGCGUCCUUUCAAGGUCUGGUGGCCGGUUGCUGUGUUCUUCUUGGCCGCGGCCGUCUUCCUGCUUGUCGCACCCUUCCUACACCCUGCCAACGGCGUUGGAGACACGCCUCCCCUGCCCUACUAUCUGUACUGCCUUGUCGGUAUCGCGAUCCUGGCCGUCGGUGUCCUCUACUGGGCUCUCUGGCGUGUCGUACCGAGAUGGUUCGGCUACGAGUUUGUUCCGAACAAGGAGAAGCUCAGCGAUGGCACGGUCGUCACCGUGUUCUCGGCCAAAAAGAUUGAUUAGGCGGAUAUCCUCACACCAGACCCACAGAUGUCGUGAUGCCUAGUGACUACCCAUUAUUAAUUUAUGCUACCUGC
Molecule: messenger RNA, 1804 nt
Organism: Dichomitus squalens LYAD-421 SS1
Lineage: Eukaryota; Fungi; Basidiomycota; Agaricomycetes; Polyporales; Polyporaceae
Product: high affinity methionine permease
Exons: 17
Coding region: 57-1730 (557 amino acids)
Biological process (GO): amino acid transmembrane transport
Cellular component (GO): membrane
Molecular function (GO): L-amino acid transmembrane transporter activity
Source: RefSeq, a predicted model, not a curated record